Eleginops maclovinus (Patagonian blennie) is the source of this 1866-nucleotide messenger RNA. It is a transcript of the gene gpr12, whose product is annotated as G protein-coupled receptor 12. NCBI's taxonomy places the organism in Eukaryota, Metazoa, Chordata, Actinopteri, Perciformes, Eleginopidae. The record is from RefSeq and is a predicted model, not a curated record. The transcript has 2 exons. The coding region runs from base 174 to 1199 and encodes 341 amino acids. Gene Ontology annotation, cellular component: plasma membrane; cytoplasm. Gene Ontology annotation, molecular function: G protein-coupled receptor activity. Gene Ontology annotation, biological process: regulation of metabolic process; adenylate cyclase-activating G protein-coupled receptor signaling pathway.
CUUUUUUUCUCCUUCUCCUUCUCCUUCUUCCAUCCUCCCCGCUCUGAGGUACCGAGGAGCAGCAUCCCCCUCCCCGGGCUCCGUCCCACCAUCCCUCUCAAGAACAUGGACUCACAGGGCUGUCGUUCUUCCAUCUAGACGGGAAGUCUCACAGAGUCAAGACGGGGGGCACAAUGAGUGAAGAGCCAGCAGUCACCCAAAGCUGGCUGACCCCUGACCCAACAGCCUGGGCGAGUGGAGGCGGGGGUCUGAUGGACAACAGCACCAGUCUGGGGACGUUUCCAGCGGAUUCCCUCACGCCAAGCCAGCUGCCCCUGCUGGUGAACCCUUGGGACAUCGUGCUGUGCACCUCGGGCACGCUGAUCGCCUGUGAGAACGCUCUGGUGGUUCUGGUGAUCUGGCAGAACCCGGCACUCAGAGCCCCCAUGUUCCUGCUAAUCGGCAGCCUGGCACUGGCCGACCUGUUGGCCGGCCUGGGCCUGGUGCUCCACUUCACCUGUGCCUACUUGCUCCAAUCUGAAUCGGCCCAGCUUCUGACGGUGGGCCUGGUGGUGGCCUCCUUCUCCGCCUCUGUGUUCAGCCUGCUGGCCAUCACCAUCGACCGCUACCUGUCGCUGUACUACGCCCUCACCUACAACUCUGAGCGCACCGCGGCCUUUACUUACACCAUGCUGGUGCUGCUGUGGGGGCUCUCCCUGUGUCUGGGCCUGCUGCCGGUCACGGGGGUCAACUGCCUGGCAGAGGAGGCCACAUGCAGCGUGGUGCGGCCCCUCACCAAAAACAACAUCGCCGUGCUGUCUGUCUCCUUCCUGCUGCUCUUCGGCCUCAUGCUGCAGCUCUACGUCCAGAUCUGCAAGAUAGUGAUGCGCCACGCUCACCAGAUCGCCCUGCAGCACCACUUCCUGGCUGCCUCGCCGCACUACGUCACAACGCGGAAGGGCGUCUCCACGCUGGCCAUCAUCCUGGGUACCUUUGCCGCCUGCUGGAUGCCAUUCACUGUCUACUCGCUGAUUGCCGACUACACCUACCCUCCACUGUACACCUAUGCCACGCUGGUGCCUGCCACCUACAACUCCGUCAUCAACCCGGUCAUCUACGCCUUCAGGAACCAGGAGAUCCAGAAGGCUCUGUGGCUGGUGUGCUGCGGCUGUGUGCCGGCCAGCGUGGCCCAGCGUGCUCGGACCCCCAGUGCCGUCUGACCCAACAGACCCAGGUGGGAAGAGAGUGGCGCCCUGAGUCAGCUCUGCUCCUCGCUGGAUGUGUCUGGUGUCAAAGGGAGCAGCAGUGGGGGGGGAGGCCGGGGGGAGGCAGCAGAGGUCCAUGGUUUCAGCUCUGGGUGAGACUUUCCUGGCAGAGGCGAUUUUGUAAGUUAUCCACAGCCCACAUGGAUGGAUUUUUUUUCUUUGUUGCACUCACCAUAUAGGGCAAGGUGUCUCACUGUCUUCCCCAGUACAGAUGGCCACUGCGCGGGCAGCAUCCCGCCCCCCUUCCAACCACGCCCUUCCUCUGUUCUGCAGAGAGCGCUGAGAGCCUCACAUGUUUAACAGGCAGCAGCCUUAUGUGCAUUUAGCUGCCAGCACUGGAGCUUUGGUUGCUUGUUUUUCUUGAAAUAGCGGAGGGAUUGUUAGUUUGCACCUCUGUGCGUAAAAGCGCACGGAGGAUUUAUUGAAUGCGGUGAGGAGAGGGAAGGAGAGAGAGAAUUCUCACGCAGGCAUUUCCAGAUAAAGGCCGUCUGGAUCCCGUCUCUCUGCUGCUGCACUCUGAACGUGAGUCGAAAGCUAAAGAGCCGCGGAGAGCUAAAAAUAGAUCCGGGACUCUGUGAUCCUUCCGCGCCCUGCGUCCUCCACAGACGCUGGGGAAGAAACG